AUGAAUAAACUUGGUGCAACCUACCUCCAAGCUUACCUCCUCACUAAAUCAGCCCGGUACGCUAACUACCAAACCGAGCUCUUAGCCAACACUAAUUUUAACCAAGCCAAAUACUUAAAAACCUUAGCUUGGGAAUUAGAACCCCUGGAAAAGCAAAUUAAAGCCAAAGAAAACCUAACCAAGCAAGCCAGUCAAACCUUAGACACCUUUGCCCACCAAGCCAUCCAAACCAUGACCGAAGCCUUAGCCGAAAAAGACCAAAUCAUUCAUGAAUUACGGCAAAAGUUAGCCGAAAAGGAGUCAGAAAACCAACAAUUAAGACUACUUUUGCACACGAUUGUUUUGACGGCUAGCCAAGCCGUGAACAGAGAACCCGAGCCAGAAAGUGAACCCGAAAAGGAGACCAACCAUGAAUAA
Molecule: messenger RNA, 417 nt
Organism: Entrophospora sp. SA101
Lineage: Eukaryota; Fungi; Glomeromycota; Glomeromycetes; Entrophosporales; Entrophosporaceae
Source: the annotation of a GenBank genome assembly